Messenger RNA from Terrapene triunguis (Three-toed box turtle), 4203 nucleotides. It is a transcript of the gene MMRN1, whose product is annotated as multimerin 1. Gene Ontology annotation, molecular function: extracellular matrix constituent conferring elasticity; protein binding. Lineage: Eukaryota; Metazoa; Chordata; Testudines; Emydidae. Bases 76 to 3687 code for a protein of 1203 amino acids. The record is from RefSeq and is a predicted model, not a curated record. The transcript has 8 exons.
GGAGAAGGCAGCUGCAGGAUCCUCACACAAGGAAUACAUGCGAGACAUCUCGUGGCUCUUACAAAACAACACAGGAUGAAGGAGAUAAUCUUCUUAUUGCUUCUCUCGCACUUGCAGAGUGGCAGCCUGGGAUCUGCUACCACUGGCAAGCCCUGGCCCAUGACUAGGGAUGGUGAGACCCAACCAAGCCACGCAGACUUGACUUCACCUCCUACUGCAACGCACAGCCUCAGAAACCUGGUGGCAACCCCCAUAUCCACCCCUUCUGAGAUCCAAACAGCUGCAGCAAGUACAUCAUGGGAACAUGCUGUGAAAAUCACCCCUGCGUUCACAGAAGAGGCUCAGGGAUUGAAAACCCUGCCAGGGACCGAGGAGAAGAAAACCUCCACCCCUACAACACAGUCCAGUGGAAACAGCAAUCGUGGUGGUGCUAAUGCUAAGCAAGGAGCCCUAUCCAACAGCACGGGGAGCUUUGCACAGAGCGCUCCUAGAAAGAUGCCUCCCCAACAAGGGGCUGUUAAAAGCCAGCAAAGAACAGGGAACAGAUCUCCCAGGCUGUCGUACUACAGCGCCGCCAGCACCAGCACUAAGAAGGAUGCUGACUUCAAAAAAUCCGGCUUUGAAACUACCCGGGGAAAGAACUGGUGUGCUUAUGUCCACACUAGACUCUCACCUACCGUCGUAGUGGACAACAUGGAAACCUUGACAUCAGGCAAAGCGAAGCCGUGUACCUGGACUACUGGAGCCUGUAGUGUGAGAUCCCAGACGAUGAUCCGCCAAGCCUACAGAAUCAAACAUAAAAUUGUAACAUCACUGGAGUGGAAGUGCUGUCCUGGGUACAGUGGAGAAAAGUGUCAACCCAAAGACCAACAACAUCAAUUGCUUAUACAUAGCAACCAAGCUGAGAGCAACACAGCUAUCAAUGCGGAAACAGGGGGAAACCAGCAGGACCCCAAUGACCCAGUUACACAAAAAAUGAAUGAACAGAUUAGCAGCCAGGAGAUGAAACUGACUUUUCUACAGAAGAAGGUUGACAACAUUUCUGCUACCAUGAGUGAUGUGAGCAAGACACUCUCCUCUCUGGAAGGCAAAAUCAAUGAAGAUAAGGGCAGAGAGUUCCAGUCUUUCCUAAAAGGUCUCAAGUCUAAAAGUAUCAAUGAACUAGUCAAAGACCUUAUCAGAGAGCAGUUUAAAGUCUACCAAAGUGACAUACAAGAGACAGUGGCCCAAAUUUUCAAGACUGUGUCUAGUUUAUCAGAGGAUCUUGAGAGCACAAAAGAAAUAGUCAAACAGCUGAAUGAGACCCAACAAAAGUAUGCCCAGGAGAAAGAAGACAGGCCAACGAAGAAUGAAAUCCUGGAGCUGAAGAAUGAUCUGGUGCAGAUGAAAGAGGAGAUGAGCCUUGCUUAUGACAAGCCCAUCAAAGAACUACAGGCAAAGCAGAAAUCCUUGGAAGUUGACUUGGAGCAUGAGCAGACAAGAAGCACCAUUUACUAUGAAUCUCUGAAUAAGACUCUUACAGAAAUGAAAGAGGUCCACGAGCAACUGUUAUCAGCUGAACGGAUGUCAGACCAAAAUGUCCCUCCAACAGAUACAGCAGUGAAUGAUAAUGUUACAGAAUAUAUUCUCACUCUACAUGAGAAAGUGAAGAAACAUGGCCUAAUGGUGCUGCAGCUGCAUGACGACUUAAGAGAACAAGAUAUGAAGAUCAGCAACCUCACUGUUACAUUAGAGAUUCAGAGAGAUUCUGUUCAUACAGAAUGUGAAGACAUAUUGUCAAAGUGCAGGAAUGAUUUCCAAACAAAGCUAAAGGGCACAGAAGAGAAUGUGCAUUUCUUAAACAAAACCCUAGCUGCUGUUGUCUUUCCAUUGGACAAUAAGAUGGACAAAAUGAAUGAGCAAAUUAAUGAUUUGUGUUAUGAUAUGGAGAUCCUCCAACCCUUGAUUGAGCAGGGACCACCGUUUAGUCUGACAGCAGAGUAUGAACAGCAAAUUGAAGUGGAAGCAAUCAGCAGGACAUUGGAAAAUCUAACCACUGUUGUUAAUAGUCUGAGUUCCACCGUCAAAGAACUUGUCAAAAGCCAGGAGGGACUUAAAAGUGAGGCUCAGACUCGAGAUGAAGUCUUUGACAGCCGUAUUAAUGAAUGCCUCAUGGACCUAGAAGAUGGCUUAAAUAAGACCAUGACCGUUUUAAACAAUGCUGUUGAUUCCAUUCAGGAUAACUACGUUCUGAAAGAUACUCUAAAUGUCCUGCAAAAUAAGACCGAGGCCUGCUGUGGUGGUGCUGAGAAGAUGGACAGCAUAUUGGCAUUUAUUCCCCAGUUCCAACUGUUGAAUGAGUCCCUUCAGACACUGGUCAAUGACAAGCAAAGGCACCAAUAUGCUUCAAAAGUAAUUCAGGACCUUUCCGAAUUUCCAUAUGAAGAGCAUGAGAAAAUAAGCCUCCCUGACCUCAGAAAAGUUUACCACAUUUUAAAUGAAACAUCAUCCAAAAUGGUUGAGCACCAACAAGACAUCAGUCACCUAGAAGAAAAGCUGUUACACUCUACAGAGGUAUCAAAAGAUCAAGAAGUUCGCCUGAAGAGUAUCGAGUCGAAUAUAACCAAGCUUUUGGUGAAUAAUUGUGUUUCACUAAAAAAAGGCAAAGUUGCUUCAACAGAACAAGAACAAAUGGUCUCUCCCAAGCUUCAGACACUGAGUUCCAGAGUCAAGGCACUGGAAGCAAAAUCUGUCCGUUUCUCAGUUAAUAUCCCCCGUUUAAACAAGACUGCUUAUGAGGCUUGGGGGCUGUGUCAGGAUGCCUCCGCCAGCAUUCGAAAAGUGAAUGCUAGUGUACCCCAGUUAAUUAAACUUGCUCAACCUGAUAUCCCACUGCUGCAGAGAGGCCUAAAAGAGCUCAUAGAGUCUGUGUUAGAAAUAAAAACAGGGACUAUCCUGUCUAAUUUGACCUGGUAUGUGGACAAAUCCAUGGCUGACGCUCUGAGCAAUAUUACCAAACUCCAGAAACAGAUGAAACAGGCUGUAAAGAAACCAGCUGUGGUGAAAAAAGGGACCGUGAAUGCCACCACAAGUCUGGCAGGCCGAAGUCAGAGAAACACAGACAACGCUAUAGAACCAGAUGAGUAUUUGGGCUGCACUACCUCCCCCUGCCAGAAUGGAGGAACCUGUAUCAAUGAAAAGCAGAGUUUUAUUUGUGCUUGUCGCCACCCCUUUGGAGGAGUCAACUGCAGUAUGAAGUUGGUAGACGAAAAUUCUGUGACUGUAGAUUUUUCCAAAGGAUCUUACAGAUAUGCACCUAUGGUGGCUUUCUUUGCCUCUCACACCUAUGGGAUGACGACUCCUGGCCCCAUCAGAUUUAAUAAUCUGGAUGUCAACUAUGGAUCUUCCUAUGUCCCAGCAAGUGGAAAGUUCCGUGUUCCAUAUCUUGGGGUGUAUGUUUUCGAGUACACCAUUGCAUCAUUCAGUCCUCGCGUCUCUGGCUAUUUAGUGGUUGAUGGAAUAGACAAGCUCGCUUUCCAGUCUGAAAAUGUCAACGGUAACAAGUACAUUGACAGGGUAAUAACUGGGCAUGCUUUACUGGAGUUAAACUACGGUCAAGAAGUCUGGCUCAGACUGGCAAGUGGCUCCAUCCCAGCCAAGUAUCCACCUGUCACUACAUUUACUGGUUACUUGUUGUACCGUACAUAAGUCAGCCAUAAAUGCAAAAUACUACCUUUGAAUGAAGCAGCCUGCAGAAUUAUUUAUCUGUACCUUGAAUUUCCACCUCUCCUGCAAGGUAAAUUCCAUUGCAUAACACAGAGUUUCUCUAAGAAAGAUACUCUCAUCCUGCAGGACAGAUGAAAUUUCACGGGCCUGAUUCUCCACAACCUUGUUCCUUGUAUAACCAUUUACACCUGUGACAAGAGAGUCCACAGGGACUGUAAGAUGAAAAAAUCACCAUCGUAAGUGAGUGGAGAAUUCUGAUCUGGUCAAGUUUUGUGCUCACCUUGAACGGGUAAGCGUGCUUUUACAAGGCAGUGGAGAAUCAGCCACCAGAUCUGGAUAUGGUGGGUCAAAUUUUGACCUGAUUUUCCCUGUGCAACCCGCUUCACUUCCGAGGUGUUGCAUAGGUUUUGCAGCUCAGAAUUUGGGCUCCUCUUUAGCUUAUUGCAUCAAGUGAAAACUAUGUAUAUUUUCUUUUUUGCCUUAUAUGAUUUGUGAAUA